AUGACGAAGCGCACAAAGAAGGUCGGCGUUACCGGUAAAUAUGGUACUAGAUAUGGUGCCUCGCUCCGUAAGCAGGUGAAGAAGAUGGAGAUCUCCCAACACGCCAGAUACACCUGCACUUUCUGCGGCAAGCCCACCGUCAAGAGAACAGCCGUUGGAAUCUGGGAGUGCCGCUCUUGCAAGAAAACCGUUGCCGGAGGUGCCUGGACUGUUGCAACCCCUGCUGCCGUUGCCACACGAUCAACCAUCCGUCGUCUUCGUGAAAUUGCGGAAGUUUGA
Messenger RNA from Uncinocarpus reesii 1704, 279 nucleotides. Its product is annotated as 60S ribosomal protein L43. Lineage: Eukaryota; Fungi; Ascomycota; Eurotiomycetes; Onygenales; Onygenaceae. Gene Ontology annotation, molecular function: structural constituent of ribosome. The coding region runs from base 1 to 279 and encodes 92 amino acids. Gene Ontology annotation, cellular component: ribosome. The record is from RefSeq and is a predicted model, not a curated record. The transcript is spliced from 4 exons. Gene Ontology annotation, biological process: translation.